AAAAUAGAUAACACUAUCAUGCAUGUUAUUUCUCAAUAUUUUGCAACACAAUAUAUAUAAAUUUAUAUACAUAUACAUAUAUGUGUUUGUAUAUAUGGAGAAAAUGUCAAGGAUAGUCCUCCAAAAUGUGAAUAUUAACAAAGUAAGUUUGUUCAAUUUACUAAGACAUUUAAAUACUGCUAAAAACCAAAACCUGAAAUAUAAAUCAAGCAAAUUAGGACAUACCUCUGUCCUGAUUCAAGAAGGUAAUGAAAUAAGAGAACUACCCUUAAUUGUACGUAAUGUAUGUGGUAACGAUAUUUGUACUGACAGUGAUUGUACAAGUGAAAUCAACUCAAAUACUAUGAACCUUAUAGACAAAUUGAAAGAUUUCAAUUCUGAGAGCGACCGCAAAAAAGCUGAAGAAGAAAUUGUAGAUGUUAUUAGAGGUUUUAAAAAAUGCUCAUCAGUUAAAUCACUAAUAGAUUUAUUAGAAAUAGUUAUGUUGGAUGAAAUAACACCUGCAGUAGCACUAUGUGCAUUAAAAAAAAUUGUUGAACUAGAAAAUUUCAAAUUUCAUGUAGCAACUUAUAGAGUUUCGUCGUUUUUAGAAACUAGGACCAAUAUUGAUUAUACAAAAACAACUAUUUUACACAAAUUAUUGCAAAUAAUUUCAAACGGAGAUGAUCAAAAUUCUGUUGUAGAGGCAUUAGAACUAAUACCUCUUGAUCAAGUUAAAGUCUUGCCAUCAGAUGUAUAUAAAAAUAUAUUAUCACAAGAAAUUUUAUGUAGAGUAACAGAAAGUAAAUUAAAUAUAAAUGAAUUAUGCAGAUCAAUUGAUACAUUUUCAAAAUUAAAUGACUUUAAAAAAGCAGAUCAGCUAUGGGUAGGAAUAAUGGACAAAAAUAGUCAAAUUGACGAAAGCAAUAUUAUAACAGUGUUUAGAAUAAUGUAUCUAUUGAAAAAAAGUAGAAAAACUAUAAUGAAUAUGUUAGAAAGAAGAUUUCAAGAUUUUUGGCACAAAUUAAAUGUUGAUGAAUUAAUAGAAAUAAUAUACACAAUGAAAUUAACAAAAUGUGUUUCAAUUAAAAUUUUAGAAAUUAUAUCUAGAUGGAUAAACACUAAUAUUCACACGAUUAGUGAAACAAAUCUAACUUCAAUAGUUAUAGAACUAAAUCAAAUAGGUUAUGUUGACAUUGGUAUUGUAAAGGCUUUAGAAAGAUAUGUUAAAGCCAAACAUAAUGCAAUUAAAAAUCCAUCACUUUUAGUUGAAAUUAUGAAAUACAGUUCAAAAUUCAACAUACAAUCAGAGAAAAUAUUUGAUGGUUGUGCUAAAUACUUAGUAAAUUUUAAUCAACAAUUAAAUCCUUCACAAAUAAGAGAUAUUUUUUGGCCUUUUGGCCAGUUAAAUUAUAAGCCAAAAUGUCCAAUAAAUUUUUGGAAAACUAUAGAAAAUAUUAUGAAUAAAGAAUUUUUUAAUUUUAAAUCACAUGAAACCUUGGAUAUGCUAAUAGCAUGUGUUUUCCUUGAAAAACAUCCAUUAAACUUUAUUCAUAGAGUGUUUAACCCUAGUUUUUUACAGCAGUUAUAUGAUGAAGGAGGACAAAUAGAUCACACUAAAAUGAAAUUGAAACUUAUUGAUCAAUGUAUGACACUCGAGUGUAAGCAUUUCCAAGGACCAGUCUUACCAAGGGAUAAAUCUGCUAAAAGUAUUUGGAUAGAUUUUAGAAUAAAAAAAGUAAUUAAAUAUGUUAGUAAUAAUAUUGAACAUGUAUUUAAAGACUUUAAUAUUUCUUACUCUAUAUUUUUAAGUCAAUUGCCUAUUAUGAGCAUUUAUUUCAUUGAUGCUUUGGUACAUCCCAAAAAUAGUGAAAUUAACUAUAAAUACAUAAAUUUUAAAGAAUAUCCUGGGUUGUGUUCUGCCAUUAUUAUACAUUUACCAGAACAUUAUUGUUGGGAGAGUGAAAAUUUAAUUGGCAUGGAAGAAACAAGAAUUCGUCAUUUCAGAAAAAUUGGAUUAAAUGUUAUAACUAUGAACUAUAACAAAUUAAAUGAACUUAAGUAUCCAGCUGAAAUAACUGAGUAUAUUUUUGAUCGAUACAAAAAUAUGUUAGGUCCACUCUAAUUAUAUACAUAAGUAAUAAAUAUGUCAACUUACCAUUCUGAUAUUAUAUUAUAUAGUAUUUUAUUGUUUACGUCAAAUCUGUUGAAUAAAUUUCAAUACAUUAAAUUUAUAUAAAUUA
Messenger RNA from Daktulosphaira vitifoliae (grape phylloxera), 2222 nucleotides. RefSeq names its product FAST kinase domain-containing protein 3, mitochondrial-like. Gene Ontology annotation, biological process: regulation of mitochondrial mRNA stability. Bases 23 to 2104 code for a protein of 693 amino acids. Lineage: Eukaryota; Metazoa; Arthropoda; Insecta; Hemiptera; Phylloxeridae. The record is from RefSeq and is a predicted model, not a curated record. The transcript is spliced from 2 exons.